Pundamilia nyererei is the source of this 1360-nucleotide messenger RNA. It is a transcript of the gene gosr1, whose product is annotated as golgi SNAP receptor complex member 1. Gene Ontology annotation, cellular component: cis-Golgi network; Golgi medial cisterna; Golgi membrane. Gene Ontology annotation, molecular function: SNAP receptor activity. The coding region runs from base 147 to 893 and encodes 248 amino acids. Gene Ontology annotation, biological process: vesicle fusion; endoplasmic reticulum to Golgi vesicle-mediated transport; inter-Golgi cisterna vesicle-mediated transport. Lineage: Eukaryota; Metazoa; Chordata; Actinopteri; Cichliformes; Cichlidae. The transcript is spliced from 9 exons. The record is from RefSeq and is a predicted model, not a curated record.
GGUCUUACUCUGCCCAGGCUGCUACUGGUCUCUAGGUGACGCUGUGUUGUAGCUGAUUGGCUGACGCGGUCGUGCGGUACGUCCUUUACGUUUUCUGCUGACACGUGACAGUACCCGGAUUUUGGUGACGUCGCAGAACAACAAAGAUGGCAGGAAUAGGAAGCAGCACGUACUGGGAAGAUCUGCGAAAGCAGGCCAGACAGUUGGAGAACGAACUUGACCUGAAGUUGGUCUCUUUCAGUAAAUUAUGCACCAGCUACAGCAGCUCCAGAGAUGGACGUCGAGGAGACACGUCAGACACCACACCUCUGCUAAACAACUCUACCCAGGACAGGAUGUUUGACACCAUGUCAGUGGAGAUUGAACAGUUGCUAGCCAAACUGACUGCAGUGAAUGACAAGAUGGCGGAGUACACCAACUCUCCGGGCGCAGCUGCUCUCAACGCUGCUCUCAUGCACACGCUCCAGAGGCACAGGGACAUCCUACAGGACUACACACAUGAAUUCCACAAAACCAAAGGCAACUUUUUGGCCAUCCGGGAAAGGGAAGACCUUCUAGGGUCUGUCAGGAAAGACAUUGAGACAUACAAGAGCGGUUCUGGGGUCAACAACAGAAGAACAGAGCUGUUCCUAAAGGAGCAUGAGCAUCUGAGAAACUCAGAUCGACUGAUGGAUGACACAAUAAGCAUUGCUAUGGCGACCAAGGAGAACGUAACCUUCCAAAGGGGCAUGCUGAAAUCCAUACAGAGCAAGGUCAAUACUCUGGCCAACCGUUUCCCAGCUAUCAACAACCUCAUUCAGCGAAUCAAUCUGCGAAAGAGAAGGGACUCUCUGAUCCUUGGCGCGGUGAUUGGCGUUUGCACCAUUCUCCUCCUGCUCUAUGCCUUCCACUGAAACUCAGUCUUUAAAGAGGCAGGAUUCAUCUGCUCUUUGUAGCAUGGAAACUCUCUGGGGGCUGAGCUGAGUGAUUGGAGGACCCUGGAGGUUCCCGAGCAGAAGGACAUUAAGUUGGUCCAGUUUUGGGACAGGAGCAAAUUUUGGCCAACAUUUUCUACUGAACCUGUAUUUAGCAGCGGGGACAGAUGGCGGGUUGGUGGUUGGGUGUUUUCUGCCAACAAGAGAACGAAGACCAAAACUACAAAUAAGACUAGAUAAAAAAUAUAUAUUGAUAAAUCACCUUGAGAGCAAUUCUGUGCCACUGAAAGUGUAAAGAGACUGAGAUUGUGUGAUGGAUUUAUUAUUAUUUUUUUCACAGGUGAAGGAUUUUAAGCUGAAUGGUUGUUUUUAAUUGGUGGAGUGGGAUGGAUAGUUAAUUGUGGGCUGUACAAUGUGAAUUAAUAAAUUAUUCAUAUCAGUAUGUA